UAUGCUGUCAAACAAAGCACCGUUAAAAUUUCAAUUCAGGCCCAGUAGCAUUUCAAACUUUCGGUGAGCAAAUUGAGUCGUUUCCACUCUGUAUCUUCGUAUGCUGUCCAGAUGCCGCUCAUCUUCAAAACCUACCGUCCUUUUCAAACGGCAGUUGACCUUCCCGCCAACCACUUUCUCAGUUCUGCGCAGUCAAAAUGCCCAAAAUCAAGAAGACCCAUUUUACAUAAACCAUUCACCUCUUUCCCUGGGCAGACUCAGAGCCAAAAUGCUUCUUUCCGCAUCUACCCAUUUAACUGAUCCUCACUCUGCACCUUUUUUUUGCUCCGACGCCCUCAGAGUCUCAGCCAAAAUGGGUUUCCUUCCCGAAGGAAAACAGCUGCAUGCACAUAUGAUAAAGUUCGGUUUGUGUAAUGUGUUGGCCUUACACAAUCAUCUUUUGAAUGUUUAUUUUAGAUGUCAGGAGUUUGAUGACGCAAAGACACUGUUUGGUGAAAUGCGUGCUAGAAAUGUAGUGUCGUGGAAUACUGUGAUUUGUGGAUUCGUUGACUGGAGAAGUAAUAAUUGGUGGAGUCUGUAUCUGGGGUUUUCUUAUUUUAGGAGAAUGUUGUUGGAAAGGGUAGGACCAGAUGAUAUAACUUUUAACAGUUUGUUUCGUGCAUGCAUUGAGUUGCAUGAUGUUGUGAUUGGUAGACAAUUGCAUUGUUUCAUUGUAAAAGUGGCGCUUGACUUUCAUAGUUUUGUUGGCAGCGCUCUCGUCAAAUUGUACGCAACUUUUGGCCUGGUGGAAGAUGCUAGGCGGGCUUUUAAUGGUUUUCUGUUUAGAGAUUUGGUUUUGUGGAAUGUCAUGUUGUCUGGCUAUGUUUCAAAUUGUUUGGUUAAAGAUGCUUUUGGGGUCUUCAAUUUGAUGCAGUUGGAAGGUGUUAAGGGGGAUGAGUUUACAUUUAGUAGCCUGAUGAAUUCCUGUAGUGCUUUGGGAACUUGCGAUUUGGGAAAGCAGAUCCAUAGCCUUAUUGUUAAAAAGUCUUUUGAUUUAGACGUUCAAGUGGCCAGUGUACUCAUUGAUAUGUAUGCCAAGAAUAAAAAUAUAGAUGAUGCUCGGAAGGCUUUUGAUGGUAUAGCCAUUAAAAAUGUGGUGUCUUGGAACACUAUGAUUGUGGGCUAUGGACAACAAGGAGAUGGGAAGGAAGCUAUGAAGCUCCUCCGGGGAAUGUUACGAACAUAUCUCUAUCUUGAUGAGUUAGCCCUUUCUAGUAUCCUUAGCUCAUGCGGCAAUGUGUCUGCCACUUGUGAAAUUAUGCAGGUUCAUGCUUGCACCGUUAAGUUUGGGUUUCAAGUUUUCAUAUCAAUUUCUAAUGCCCUCAUAAAUGCAUACUCCAAGUGUGGUAGCAUCCUUGGUGCAUAUCAAUGUUUUAGCUCUGUUUUGAAGCCUGAUCUAGUUACAUGGACCUCAAUUUUAUGCGCAUAUGCAUUCCAUGGUCUUGCCAAAGAAGCUACUAACUUAUUUGAGAAGAUGUUAUCUCAUGGCAUGAAGCCAGAUCCAAUCGCCUUUCUUGGGGUUCUAUCUGCCUGUAGCCAUGGGGGGCUGGUAGAGAAGGGGCUUCAUUACUUCAAUUUAAUGAUCAAUGACUACCAAAUUGUGCCAGACUCAAACCAUUUUACCUGUCUUAUUGACCUCCUUGCUCGCUCUGGUCUUUUGGAUGAGGCAUUUAGUGUUUUGGCCUCCAUGCCAAUAGAACCUGGGUCAGACACCUUGGGAGCAUUCAUUGGGGCAUGUAAAGUCCAUAAAAAUCUCGAACUAGCAAAAUGGGCUGCAGAAAAGUUAUUUGCAUUGGAGCCAAACAAGCUUGUGAAUUAUGCUCUAAUGUCAAACGUGUAUGCUUCCCAAAGUCGCUGGUUUGAUGUGGCAGGAGCACGCAAAAUGAUAAGGGACAGAUGUGAUUCCAAAGUUCCUGGCUGUAGCUGGGUGGAGAUUGCUGGUAAUGUUCAUUCGUUUGUGUCAAGUGAUAAAUCCCACCCAAAAUCUCUGGAGGUGUAUGUUAUGUUAGGAACACUGCAUAGUUUGAUGAAGGAUGAUAAUCAUAUGUUGAAUGUAAAACUCUACAGCUGACAGUAUUCUAGGCAACUGUGUCCUUAACAUCCUUUGCUAAUCCUGAAUUCAACUUCGAGCCCCAUAGGCCAUGAGUGGUCAUGUUGCACAUUUUGAGUUGGUGGGAGGGUGCAUGGUGUAUUGGUGGUGAUUUUAACAUCACUCGGUUUUACGAGUGAAAGGUUGGGGAAUUCUUCUAUUGGUCUGGCCAUGGUUGAUUUUUCUGAUUUAAUCUGACCUUGGUCUGGUUGAUUUACCUCUGGCAGAGGCGAUUUCACUUGGUCAAACGGGAGGGCAUGGUUCAGGUUGGACAGAUUUCUUGUUUCCCCUUCUUGGGAGGCGCAUUUCCCUAACUUAUGUAAAAAACAUCUCUCUAGAUUAAGUUCUGAUCAUUUUUCCAUCCUUUUGGACUGUGGGGGUAUUCGUGAGGGGCGGAAAUGUUUUAAAUUUUAGAACAUGUGGUUAAAAGCCAAUGGGUUUGUAGAUAUGGUGAGAGAGUGGUGGUCCUUUUAUUAGUUUUCGGGUACACCUAGUUCUGUUUUAGCAGGAAAACUUAAAGCAUUGAAAAAGAAUUUGAGGAAAUGGAAUGAGGAAGUCUUCGGGAACAUCGUGGAUCAGAAAAAAGUUUACUUUUGAGGAGCUUAUUUUCUUUGAUGAAAAAAAGGUUGUUGGGGUUCUAUUGGUUGAUGAGAAGGAAAGGAAACUUGGUGUUGCUACUGAGCUGGAAAAAAUACUCUCAUGGAGGAGAUUUGUUGGCGAAAAAAGUCUUGGACCCUUUGGUUAAAGGAAGGGGACCAAGUGCACCAAGUUGUUUAAUAAAGUUGCCAAUUCUUAUCGAAGGAAUAACACCAUUGAGAUGCUCCACUCGGAAGGUAGUGUCAUUACGGAUCGAUCUGAAAUUCAGGACCUCAUUGUUCAUUUUUAUAAAAAGCUCCUUAUGGAGCCUUAUUCCUGGCAUCCUAAGGUUGAUGGGUUGGUGUUUGAUUCGAUUGAACAGCUUAGUGCACUUUGGGUUGAGAGAAUGUUUUAAGAGGAGGAGGUGCUCAACGUGAUAAGAGGAAUGGACAAAGAUAAAGCUCUGGGUCCAAAUAGGUUUUCCAUAACAUUUUUUCAGGCAUGUUGGGACAUUGUUAAGGAGUACGUCAUGAAGGUUUUUCUUGAAUUUCACAAAUUUAUGAAAUUUGAGAAAAGUCUUAAUGCUACGUUCAUUGCGCUUAUUCCUAAAAAAGUUGGGUCCAUGGAGGUGAAGGAUUUUCGUCCCAUCAGUCUUAUUAGUAGUGUACAAGAUCAUUUCGAAGGUGCUUGCCAACUGUUUGAGUGUAGUUAUGGGGAAGAUCAUCACAAAAUUUCAAAAUGCCUUUGUCAAAGGAAGACAAAUACUUGACUCUGUUCUUAUUACUAAUGAGUGCAUGAAGAGUAGAAUCAGAGGCGUGUUCCUGGCAUCCUUUGUAAAUUGGGAUAUGGAAAAGGCUUUUGACCACGUCAACGAGGAUUUUUUGGUUUAUUCCCUUGGUAGGUAUGGUUUUGGGGAGAGGUGGUGUAAUUUGAUGAAGCAUUGCAUAUCUACAGUUAGAUUUUUGGUCUUGGUUAGUGGCACACUAGUUGGUUUUUUUAACGACUCCCCGGGG
Juglans microcarpa x Juglans regia is the source of this 3717-nucleotide messenger RNA. Its product is annotated as pentatricopeptide repeat-containing protein At2g46050, mitochondrial. The record is from RefSeq and is a predicted model, not a curated record. The transcript is spliced from 2 exons. Lineage: Eukaryota; Viridiplantae; Streptophyta; Magnoliopsida; Fagales; Juglandaceae. Gene Ontology annotation, molecular function: RNA binding; protein binding. Bases 101 to 2110 code for a protein of 669 amino acids. Gene Ontology annotation, biological process: RNA modification.